Messenger RNA from Chilo suppressalis (striped riceborer), 1699 nucleotides. The record is from the annotation of a GenBank genome assembly. NCBI's taxonomy places the organism in Eukaryota, Metazoa, Arthropoda, Insecta, Lepidoptera, Crambidae.
CAGUUGUGUGUGAACAACACGCAUGCUUCCGUUUGAUUUUCUGUGUAUGCGAUCAAUAUGAUAUAAGGUUUUUGUUUUUUUUAUUAGUGAAUAAUAUUGAAAGUUUCUUUCUUUAACGCGAUGUUGACACCACGUUUCAAGUUAAGUCAAGACGCUAAUCAUGUUUUUGUAAUUAUACAUGCGCCUUAUACAAAUAUUGGUGACACAGAAAUCGAUGUAGAGGGUGAAAACUUUUUAUUCGUUUCUAGUCCUUAUUUUCUGAGACUGCGGUUACCUGGCAGAAUCGUUGACAAUGAUAGUUCUAAAGGGUCAUAUACUUGUGAGUCGGGAGACUUCAGUCUCACAUUUGACAAAGAAACACCGGGAGAAUACUUUGAAAACUUGGACAUGAUUACCAGUCUUCUAGCACCCAAGGAUAUACCUGACAUUAAUCCCAGUUUAGUGGAAAUGCUCGAAGAAGACGGUAUUACAUUCGAUGAUAAUGACAAAACUGAUAACAGCAAUAAAUUCACAUAUGGAUUUGCUUUCAAGAUAUCAACAGAAUUCAAAGGAAUCGGUAAUGAAUUUCCCCAAAUAUUUGAAUUGAAAGCACCAGAGAGUGUUGCAGUUCAGGAUCGUACUAAGAUGAGAAUAGAAAACGAAAAUGACAAAUUCUCUUCAGACCAUUAUUUGGCUGAUUUAUAUGAGGAUGAGUUAAUUGCACCUUAUUUGAUGCACUCACCUCACUGGGUAAGUCCUGAUUUCAGCAACAAUAUUGAGUUUAUAGAAGAAGAAGUUGGUAUAUUGAAAGAAUUACCAAACAAACAUUACCUACUGAAUAAAAAUGAAAAAAAGCAAGUUCUGCUUGGCUUGAUUGACAUUCUCUUUGGUUAUUGUUAUGACAAGCGGACAACUUUAAAUGAGAGCAAUGUUGAAUCUAGUUGGACUAUAAAUAAAUUGUCAUCAACAUUAAGUUGGUUUUGUGUGUUUAAUGAUGUCAAAGAAGUAUUGGUGGCUUGCUAUAGAAGAGCGCUAGUUUAUCCCAUAUUUAGAAACUUUGAACUUUGUGAGAAAGUAAAAGGUGAUCUUGUGGUGAUGCUAAAAAAAGGCAAAAAGUUAAUUAUAAAGUGCUUUAUCGAGAUACAUCAGAUGUUUAACACGAGUAAUGAUGCACGGUACAUUCUCAAUCAGUUAUACAUAAAAGAUUAUUUAGUAUUCCUUCAAAAAUGCAGAACUGAGGAAAUUGAUGAACUUUAUAAAGAUAUGGUCAACAUUAACAUAACUAAGAAUGAUCUGGAAUUAGAAUUAGAAGAAUUGGAAGCGGCAGCAGAGUUAGUCCAACAGGAAGAAACUGAAAUAAUGGAGAACCAAAUGGCACUCAAAAUGGCUUCCAUGUCUUUGUUGCCAGGGCUCAAAAAGAAUAAUAUUGAAUAUGAUGAUGACAGCGAUGAAUAUGAUACAUCUUCUUCAGAUUCUAGUAAUGAUUCUUCGGAUGAUUCAUCAGAUGACUUGGAUUCUGAUGAUGACCCAUUGUGACAGCACUGUUUCAGGUCCUAGUGCCCAAGCAAAGGCUUGUGAUUGUUUCUGCUUAAGACUGAGUAGAAUAAGAAUUGUAAAUGUCUGAAAGAUGACCUUUUGCUGAACCACAUUAGGAUAGAGAACUAAGCUAAUUAACAUCUCAAUAGCACAGCCUACCCUAUAAUAUGGUACAUGUAGAUAC